AUGUCUGAAUCUGUAGCAGCAGAGCAUGAUUACAUAGGUUUGUCAGAGUUUCCAACCAUGGAGCCAACAACAAUGUCUGACAAAACCAAAACCAGAGACAACAACAACAACAGCAACAACGACGACGACGACUGUCUGAAUUUCAAGGCCACCGAGUUGAGACUCGGUUUACCCGGUUCCGAGUCACCGGGCCGAGUCGACCCGAGAUUCUUGUCUCUCAAGAGCUCAGGUGCCAAAAGAGUAUUUUCCGAUGCCAUUAACGAGUCCAACAAAUGGGUCUUCUCUCCUGGAUCCAUUACCGCUACUGGUGAUGUCGGGUCCGGUGGCUCCGCCGUGAAAGACUCUAAACCGGUCGUUCCGGUUAAGGAGAAGAAGAGCUCUGCAGCAGCUCCAGCUGCAAAGGCACAAGUGGUGGGUUGGCCACCGAUAAGAUCAUUCAGGAAGAACACAAUGGCUUCUUCUCAAUCUCAGAAACAAGGUGGUGGUGACAAUCAUAACAACUCAGAGACUGAAGCAGAAGCAAAGUCUGGACCAGAGCCUUGCUUGUAUGUCAAAGUGAGUAUGGAAGGUGCUCCUUACUUGAGGAAAAUCGAUCUCAAGACUUACAAGAGCUACGUCGAGCUCUCUUCUGCUCUCGAGAAGAUGUUCAGUUGCUUCACUAUUGGUCAGUUUGGGUCUCAUGGAGGGUGUGGCCGGGAUGGGUUAAACGAGAGUCGCUUGACCGAUCUCUUGCGUGGUUCGGAGUAUGUUGUGACCUAUGAAGAUAAAGACAGUGACUGGAUGUUGGUCGGUGAUGUCCCUUGGGAAAUGUUUAUAGGUUCCUGCAAGAAGCUGAGAAUCAUGAAGAGCUCUGAGGCUAUUGGCCUAGCUCCAAGGGUGAUGGAAAAAUGCAGAAGCAGGAACUAG
Molecule: messenger RNA, 906 nt
Organism: Microthlaspi erraticum
Lineage: Eukaryota; Viridiplantae; Streptophyta; Magnoliopsida; Brassicales; Brassicaceae
Source: the annotation of a GenBank genome assembly